This is a messenger RNA of Prorocentrum cordatum, 560 nucleotides long. Lineage: Eukaryota; Dinophyceae; Prorocentrales; Prorocentraceae. The record is from the annotation of a GenBank genome assembly.
GCGCCGCUCAACUCCGAUUCGUGGAUUCUCCGCGGGAGCCCGCCGUGGUGAUCCAGCCGCCGAUGAUGCAGCCGCACCCUUUGGACAAUGCCUGGCAAACGGAGGGUGGACGCCUCUGGAUUCAGGUGGAUUGUGCGGCCUUGGCGGAGACGUUGGCCGGACGCGCAGAAAUUCGAUCGGAUCGUCACGUGCCAGUGUUCCGGCGUAUCUCGCACAUGAUUCUCCGACUACAUUCGCAUGGCAUGCGGCCUCUGCAUGACGCCUUGGAUUUUGUCCUGUGGGCCCCGCGCGAGUUCAACGCCAUCGCCGACCACUGCGUGUAUGCAGCGCUGGACGAGCAACGGUCAUGGUCGAAUGUCCCCGGGCUUCCCGCGGAUGGCAUUAGCAACCGCAGCCUGCGUUUGUGUGCCGACGGCGGCCUACGGCGCAACGGCGAAGGCGCCAUUGGUUUCGCUGUCUUCGACGCCUCCGGGGACGGGGACACAGGCUGGUACAAGUACACCACGGCAUGGAGAGAAGGGGUGCCGUUUCAAGGGCUCGCAUCGGCGUUCGAGGCCGAG